Messenger RNA from Microplitis demolitor, 4178 nucleotides. RefSeq names its product PR domain zinc finger protein 1 (gene Blimp-1). Gene Ontology annotation, cellular component: nucleus; cytoplasm. Gene Ontology annotation, molecular function: histone deacetylase binding; RNA polymerase II cis-regulatory region sequence-specific DNA binding; DNA-binding transcription repressor activity, RNA polymerase II-specific. The record is from RefSeq and is a predicted model, not a curated record. The transcript has 8 exons. Gene Ontology annotation, biological process: cell fate commitment; regulation of transcription by RNA polymerase II. The coding region runs from base 545 to 3424 and encodes 959 amino acids. NCBI's taxonomy places the organism in Eukaryota, Metazoa, Arthropoda, Insecta, Hymenoptera, Braconidae.
CGAAACAACCGUUCAUUAAGGACGUCGACCACAUUGAGGUGAUUCCCCUCAACAAAGUGUCUAAAGACUUAUUUUUUAAAUUGUUAUUUAUAAUUAUUUUAUUUUAUGUUUACAUCGAUACAUAAAUUUUAUUAUUUUUUUAUACUUUAUUUAAAUAAUUUAAUGUACAGAAGAUAUUUUCAAUUAUUUAUUUUUUUAUAUUUAUUCAAUUUAUGUGACACAUUAAAUGGGGGGUUGUGAUGAACGCGAAGAGUGAGAAGUAAAACAAAAUAGAUGUUUAUAUAAAUAUAUUUUUUUUAAAUGUAACUUUUGGUGGAAGUGCUUUGUAUAAAUAUACUUGUUGUUACUCAAAGAGAAGACGACAAAACUCUUACGGAUAAGACUUUGUGUUGAUGAUUUAAAAAAUUUAUUUUUUGGAUUAAACGACAAAAACAAUAUACUUUUGCACCUUCUUGAAGAUUUUAAUGGGAAAAUAGACAUGACAAUUGGCUUAAAGUUUUUUUAAAACACACAUCAAUCAUUUUCACGUGAGAUUAAGUGAACAAUGGAGGCUAGCGAGUGGGAUCACGCGACCCUUAGGGAGGAGGAGUUUGAACUACACGCGGUUUACUUGGUACCGGAUGUCUCGACGUCGGCGAACGAGUCAAAUCGGGCGGAGGCAUCAUUACCGAGAAAUCUUGUUCUAAAGCAAUCUCAAGCACUUAAUGAUGUUUUGGGUGUUUGGAGUACGAGUUAUAUCCCCAAGGGAACUCGAUUUGGACCCUUAGUUGGUCAGCAAUAUACUAAAGAUUCUGUACCAGUCGACGCCAAUCGAAAGUACUUUUGGAGGGUUUAUAAAAACAAUGAAUUGUUUUACUACAUCGACGGAUACGAUAUCCAAAAAUCCAAUUGGAUGAGAUAUGUAAAUCCCGCGUACUCAUCUGAAUCACAAAAUUUGAUAGCUUGUCAAUACAAAAUGAACAUUUAUUUUUACACAAUAAAACCAAUUUUACCGAACCAAGAAUUAUUAGUAUGGUACUGUCGAGAAUUUGCGGAAAGAUUAAAUUAUCCAUUUACGGGAGAGCUUAUGCUUCAGCGAAUACGCCAGCAAGUUCAACAAUCGACAUUACCAUCAAAUGAAAUACCAACAUCAUCAGAUGUGUCAAUUUCAUUAAGCGAAAGGAUAACCUUGAAAGACUCAGUAGUAUACGAGCGACGGUGUCAAAUGACACCAACGGAAGGAUCAGUAAGAUCCGACGAGGGUUAUCAUUCAAAUGGUUAUCACGAUGAGAUUCUCACGCCACCUCAUGAAGAGAGCAGUGAAUCAGACUCUGAGAACAACUAUGUUCUUGACUUUAGUAAGAACACAAGAACAACAUCGUCCUCGUCGUCACCACCAUCACCACCACCACCACCGUCAUCAAACGGCAAUAAUGUCAUCAAACAAGAUACCGUAGUGCUAAAAAAUGAAUACAGAAAAGUUAAGAUAAAGAUAAGCAAGACUUACAAUAACUUUCAGUCAAGCAAAAGUCAAGAUAUUAAAGACAAAGAAGAUAUAAUUCGUGCAGUAACACCAGAAAUACCACAAAAAUCAGUAUCCCCGAUAAUCCAAAAAGCAACAAUUAUUUCUACAUCAACAGACGAUGAUAUUGAAAAAAAAUCUAAAGCUUUUUAUGAGUUGGAAGUAAAAGGUAAUUCUCCUCCAAUGUCUACAACAGGUCGAACAUCAUGUAUGACAAGUCCAAGUAGUUCGAUUUUAGAAAAUAUUCUUUUAAGAAAUAAUACUGAUAAUAAUAAUAACACAAAUAUACAUCAAGUUCAUAGUAAUCAUCAUCAAGCUCAAAAUCACAAUCAAAUUCAUAUAGAUUCUGUAACUCCACCACCUUCAAGCCCAACAGAAAUGGCAUAUUCGUAUAAAAAGUCACACAGAUACGGUAAUAUUUUGCCUUGUAGUCCAGAUUCAAGUUCAAAUUUACCUGUACAGACAGAGUGUACCAGUUCAUCGGUUAAUUCAACUUGCAAUGGACCUAUGCUUCAAAGUUCAGUUAAUCCGCACUCAAGUACGGGAAAUCUUCUUCAUCCUUGUAACUCCAGCAACAUUCACUCAGUCAGUGGCAAUAUUCAUUCCAGUACGGUUUUAACAUCAACGACAAGUGUCCUUCAACCUGCAACAAACAGCACUAGCGGUUGUCAAAAUAAAUCACGAAAAAGAAAAAGAAGUCCAUCACCUACUACGACAACUGCAUCAACGACACCAUCACCGUCAUCUCUAGGACCAUCAACGAUAAUGUAUUCAAGCUCAAGUGCUCCUCAUAUUGAGUCAAAUUAUUCAACGCCAAUAAAUAAUCCAAGUGUAUCACCAUUAUCACCAAUACAAUCACCAUCAUAUCCCUACGGAUUGUAUCAUCAAAAUAGUACAGCACAUCAGCAUAUUGCCCCACUGUCAAUAAAUUGUUCAGCUUAUUCACCAACACCUUCAAGUAAUAUUAUUUAUGAAAGAAAUGAUAGUAGAAGACAUGAACCAAAUGGUCAUCAGCUGCCUACUUCGUCUACGAUGCAAAUCGAUAACCAAGCAAAUUUAUUUGCUGGCACGCACAACCUCCAUUUGGGCCAUCAUCCUGGUCUAACGAUCCAUACAAAUUCUUCUUCGCUCAAUAGAUACUCACCGGCGAGUUCUCUGUCUCCGGAUGAUCACGCUUGCUCACAGAGCGGUUCGCUCAGUCCUAAUUCUCAAGGCUCUAGGGGAUAUCGGUCUCUGCCUUAUCCGCUUAAAAAAAAAGACGGCAAAAUGCAUUACGAGUGCAAUGUUUGCUGUAAAACUUUCGGACAACUAUCAAAUCUUAAAGUUCAUUUACGAACACACUCAGGAGAAAGACCAUUUAAAUGUAAUGUUUGUACCAAAAGCUUUACUCAGCUCGCACAUUUACAAAAGCAUCAUUUGGUGCACACAGGUGAAAAACCUCAUCAAUGUGAAAUAUGUCAGAAGAGGUUUAGCUCAACUUCAAAUCUCAAGACCCACCUAAGACUGCACUCUGGCCAGAAGCCGUACGCUUGUGACCUUUGUCCAGCAAAAUUCACCCAGUUUGUUCAUCUUAAGUUGCACAAACGACUGCAUACCAAUGAAAGACCUUAUACAUGUCAGGGUUGCGAUAAAAAAUAUAUAAGUGCUAGUGGUCUCAGGACCCAUUGGAAAACCACCAGCUGCAGACCAAAUAAUAUUGAAGAUGAACUUGCUCUAGCUGCUGCUGUUGGUUCUCCUACUUAUUAUGAAUAUGGACCUGAUGUUAAUGUUGGCAAUAUGCAAAAAGACUGUGAGUUAGAGCACAUAGAAAAUUAUGAAAGGCGUAAUAGUGCACAUUCAACGUCGUUGCACAAUCUGGAUAAUUCAGUGGGUCGACCGAGUGUUAUAGAAAGCUCUCAACCACAUAUUAUUGAAUGUACUUAAAAGAUAAAUUUAUCUAAAAGCUCCAAAUAGUCCAAUAUGAUAAUUGGACAAAACCUUGGGACCCUAUGGCUUCGGAUCUGCACAAUCGGUGAUAAUUACUUCGAGUCUUAUGCGCUAACGCAAGAAAAAUUAUCGAAUUUAUGGAUAUUAAAACAUUUAUAUAUAUAUAAUAUAUAUAUAAUUAAUUUCAAUAAAUGAAAAAACACCAAUGCUUCCUUCAUUAUAUAUUUUUUAAAGUUGCAAAAUAAUUUUUUUACUAUAAUAAUUAUUUUAAAUUCAAUAUUUAUAUGUAUAUCCACAUAAUUCGGUAAAAUAUAUUUCUUGUGUUAUUUAUAAUAUAAAUUUUGUACAUUAGAGUACUUAAUUAUCUCCAAUUGGCGGAUUUUGUCGGCACCCGCCAAUAUUUAUAAAUUAUUAAAUUUAAAAAAAAAAAGAUAUGAAUUUGAAAAAACAAAAAGAUAAGAAGUAAAUAAUUAAAAGUUUUUAAAAUACUUGAAUUAAAAAUAUAAGAAAGGGUGAUGAGAUGGGAAAAAUGAAAAAAAACCAGUGACGACACGACUGCAACUAUACGAGACCUGUACCUGUAUAUAUUAACAUAAGGUAUAAUUAUAAUCAGUGAUUAGGUAAAUAAUAUAAUUUAAAAAAAAAACAAUAUAUAUAUAUAUAUAUAUAUAUAUAAAUAUAGAUAUCAAUAAAUAUAUAUAUAUAAAUAUUAUUAUUUGUAUUGUCGGUUGGCCAAACGGUAGACUGUAUA